Molecule: messenger RNA, 402 nt
Organism: Mesitornis unicolor (brown roatelo)
Lineage: Eukaryota; Metazoa; Chordata; Aves; Mesitornithiformes; Mesitornithidae
Gene: YRDC
Product: yrdC N(6)-threonylcarbamoyltransferase domain containing
Exons: 4
Biological process (GO): regulation of translational fidelity
Cellular component (GO): cytoplasm
Molecular function (GO): tRNA binding; nucleotidyltransferase activity; double-stranded RNA binding
Source: RefSeq, a predicted model, not a curated record
GACGAGCUGCUGCGGGACCUGCUCCCAGGGCCUGUGACCCUGGUCCUGACGCGUUCAGAGGAGCUCAAUAAAGACCUGAACCCCUUCACCUCGCUGGUUGGUGUUCGUGUUCCGAACCACCCGUUCGUUAGGGAGCUGGCGCGAGCGUGCUCUGGACCCCUGGCUUUGACCAGCGCCAAUGUCAGCUGCCAGGCCAGCACCCUGACCGUUGCGGAGUUCCAGGACCUGUGGCCUCAGCUGUCCCUGGUCAUCGAUGGAGGCCCAACAGGGGACGUCCAGAGCCCCGAGUGCCGCUUGGGGUCGACUGUGGUGGACUUGUCUGUGCCGGGGAAGUUCACCAUCAUUCGUCCUGGCUGUGCACUGACAGCGACAGUUGACAUCCUGAGACAGAAAUACGGCUUG